CGCGGGGCAGUUGGCUGGACGCGUGUGCAAGUCAAAUUGUGAUUAUCAAAGUGAAUAACCUAACCAACCUUGCCUACCACUUUAUUAUACCAAAAAAAGACCAUCGGUACAACCCCAAGGUACCCGUUUCCUUACCUAGCCAGGCAAGACAAAAAUGGCCUUGUCACGCAUUAAUGGCAAUGAGGAACUUUAUGUUGGCGGCGUCUUUGCACUCCGCCGCGUCCAGACCCUCGAGGAGAAAAACAUCACGCACAUCGUGUCUGUGAUCGACUACUCGCUCGAAAAGUACCAGGAACUGCGGGGCAAGUUCCAGCACAUGAGCAUCGACAUUGACGAUGUCGAGGAUGCCGAUCUGCUGCGCCACUUUCCCAAGCUGGUCCGCUUCAUCGAUGGAGCACUGCACCCGGCUGGUCAUGAUGAUGAUGAUCAGGGGACCAGUGAUGGAGACACAGACAAGGGUGCGCAAACCUCACCGCACGGUAGCGAGGGCGGUCAACGAGGCAACGCCGUCUACGUGCACUGCGCCAUGGGAAAGUCGCGCUCCGUCACCGCCGUGUGCGCCUACCUGAUGCACAAGCACCCCGCUCGCUUCGGCGCCGCAGACCGAAGCAACCCCGACCGCGAGACCGCAGCCCGCGCCGCCACCCAGGCCGCAGUUGACUGGGUCCGUCAGACGCGCGAGAUCGCCGAGCCAAACGACGGCUUCAUGAAGCAGUUGGCACUGUGGUGGGAGAUGGGCACCCCCGCCGACGCCGACGAUGCCGUCGAGAGACAUCCCGUCUAUCAACGUUGGCUCUACAAGCGCGAGGUCGAGGAAAGCAUCAGGAUCGGGCGGGCGCCAGACUGGGUGCGUUUCGAGGACGAGGAGUCGGCCAAGGAGGAGGAUGCUGCUGCCACUGCCGGCCCAGACGCCCAAAGCAAAGUCGAGAUGAGGUGCAAAAAGUGCCGCCGCGUGCUGACCACGCAGCGGUUCAUAGUCCCGCACUCUCCCGCCCACCCGACGAGCCACAAGACGAUGCCGGCCUGCCCGCACGUCUUUGUUGAGCCGCUCUCGUGGAUGCGUCCGGUGUUGGAGACGGGCGAGCUCGACGGCAGGCUUACAUGCCCUGGCGCCAAGUGCGGUGCGUCCAUUGGGAGGUACUCUUGGCUUGGCUUCAAGUGCAGCUGCGGCGAAUGGGUCUGUCCGGCCUUUUCGCUGCAAAGGAGCAAAGUUGACGAGGUGGCUGUUGCCGCCACAGCCGCCAGGGGAGCCAGAUCUGGUGGUUCAGACAACGUAGAGGAUCCCAGGGCAAGGCUGGGCAUCCGCAUGCCGCCGUCCUUGAGGGAAAAUCUCUGAGGUUUGGGCCGCUAUUUACAAGCUUGGCAGUCAACUGACAUUCAUCCGCCUCAAGGUACGUCUUCCCGGACCGUCGGCAGUAUUGGCGUAUGAUCAGCUCGGACUGGAACAUUCUGCAUGCUGCAGAUUGUGGAUUAGUCCUUUCUCGGCAUUAGGCUGCAGCCAUAUUGAAUUUUUUUGACCCGAAUUCUGGGCGCUCCAAUGUAAUGUCCAUUGGUACGCCGAUGCAUCGAAACCCAAAAGGCUUUUUCUUUUCUUUUUUCUUUUUUUCUUACCAGGAUUUCAGUCACCAAGGUCGUGCCGCUCAAGCACAUAAUGUGGUCCUCUAGGGGCGAGUCUGGGCCAUGUCAGUAAUGAUCAAACUUAUGAAGCUAUUUAUGAUUCUCCAACGGUAAACAUAGGGCGUAAAUUUGGUCCUUGGGGUACCGAGAACCCUAUGGUCUGGUCUUGGUUCCAGGCUGUGGAUUAACCCAAAUAUACUAAUGCUCAACCUGCCAGGAGAAUAGGCAGCAAUAAAAAGCACGCAUGGGCGUUGUAUUUUUCAGGGCAGCCUGAGCAGAAGUCAAGUUUGUCGAAAUUUCAAAUUCUCCCAAGGCAGUGAAUAAACUGUAGUGAUAUAGCCGUCUGAAAAAGGACCAGGGGCAGUAUGUAGAAAACCCGUGUCAAGAUCUAUUGGUGGAAAGUACCCGGGGAGUGCGAGAAAGC
Pyricularia oryzae 70-15 is the source of this 2041-nucleotide messenger RNA. Its product is annotated as tyrosine-protein phosphatase YVH1. Gene Ontology annotation, biological process: protein dephosphorylation. The transcript is spliced from 2 exons. The record is from RefSeq and is a predicted model, not a curated record. Lineage: Eukaryota; Fungi; Ascomycota; Sordariomycetes; Magnaporthales; Pyriculariaceae. Gene Ontology annotation, molecular function: protein tyrosine/serine/threonine phosphatase activity. Gene Ontology annotation, cellular component: nucleus. The coding region runs from base 155 to 1336 and encodes 393 amino acids.